GCGCAACACUUCCCAGUGCGGAGCGUGUUGGAGUCGAAUUUUUCCGGUUCACGUGGAAGAGAAGGACCAGGUGGUCGAGAUGCUGAAGCAACCCUUCGGAUACCGAAUAGAGGUGGAGCCCACGCACCAGGGGCGAACCUACUUCGAUAGGUUCAUCAGCAUCGUCAAGGUGGCGCUGAUGGAGGAGAACGCUGCCCAUGAGGUGAUUUUUGCGAACUCAGCUGACGUCAAGAAUGACAUCUUGAAAGGCGGCGCCCGACUUCGAAAAGCCACCCAGAUGGGUCCAGAUGUUUUAGCCGCAGAAUUGAAGUUCUUCACGGAGCAGCUCGAGACGAAGACCUUUGUCCCAGUGGCCUGGGAGCUGACUCCCGAGCCUGUGCGCAUGGGAUCCAUGCCGACGUUCGAGGCUGCGCAGAGG
Symbiodinium pilosum is the source of this 418-nucleotide messenger RNA. Lineage: Eukaryota; Dinophyceae; Suessiales; Symbiodiniaceae. The record is from the annotation of a GenBank genome assembly.